Knipowitschia caucasica is the source of this 426-nucleotide messenger RNA. NCBI's taxonomy places the organism in Eukaryota, Metazoa, Chordata, Actinopteri, Gobiiformes, Gobiidae. The record is from the annotation of a GenBank genome assembly.
AUGUUGCAGUACGCUGAGCUCGUCCGGCUUGAGUGGCAGCUCCUCAUGACGACACAGGGAGAGUGGUAUGGAUGGAAGCCGGGAGUGUUUGACCCGGUGUUUGACCCGGUGUUUGACCCGGUGUUUGACCCGGUGUUUGACCCGGUGUUUGACCCGGUGUUUGACCCAGUGUUUGACCCAGUGUUUGACCCAGUGUUUGACCCAGUGUUUGACCCGGUGUUUAACCCGGUGUUUGACCCGGUGUUUGACCCAGUGUUUGACCCAGUGUUUGACCCAGUGUUUGACCCAGUGUUUGACCCAGUGUUUGACCCAGUGUUUGAGCCGGUGUUUGACCCAGUGUUUGACCCAGUGUUUGACCCAGUGUUUGACCCAGUGUUUGACCCGGUGUUUGACCCAGUGUUUGACCCAGUGGGGCGCUGGCAUUAG